Messenger RNA from Erigeron canadensis, 2112 nucleotides. RefSeq names its product patellin-3-like. The record is from RefSeq and is a predicted model, not a curated record. Gene Ontology annotation, molecular function: lipid binding. Bases 101 to 1831 code for a protein of 576 amino acids. The transcript has 4 exons. NCBI's taxonomy places the organism in Eukaryota, Viridiplantae, Streptophyta, Magnoliopsida, Asterales, Asteraceae.
ACCCCUCUCCUCAAAAAAUCAUAAUAACAUAUCUUUUUUAAAACAAAAAUAAUUAUAAUUUUUUCUUUUUAAGAAAAAAAAUUAAUUGUUUUUUUUUAUUAUGGCUGAAGAAACUUUGAAUACAAGUGCUGGUGGUGCUACGGUGGCGGCACCGGAGGUUGUGGCUGCCGUCGUUCCACCGGCUGAAGAGGUUACAAAAGUUGAAGAGAGUAAGGCUGUUGAAGAGGUGACGGCGUGUGACAAAGACGCGCCGCCGCCGGAAGCGGAAGAAGAAAAACCAAAAACUGAUGAAGAAAAAGAAAAGAUUUCGGAAUCGGCUUCUUUUAAAGAAGAAUCUAAUGUUGCCGGAGAAUUACCUGAUCCACAAAAAAAGGCUUUAGAUGAGUUUAAAGCUUUAGUUCAAGAGGCCCUUAAUAAGCACGAGUUUUCCGCUCCGCCGGCGCCGGAAAAACCUCCGACGAAGGCGGUGGAAGAAGAAAGUAAGAAAGAUGAGACAACCCCAGAAGCGGCGGUGGUGGUGGAAGAAACUCCGGCCAAGCCUGUUGAAGAAGAGACUAAGAAAGAUGAUCCAACUCCGGCUGCGGCGGCGGCGGAGACAUCUGAGCCUCCGGUGGAGUGUAAAACUGAAAAAGAAGCAACACCGAUUAAAGAAGAGGUAGUGGAAGAAGUGAAAACGGAAACCCCAGAAAGCGAAGCGGCCAAAGAAGUUGAAAAAAAGGUUAUAACUGAAGAAGAAACAACACCGCCGCCGCAGACGGCGGUGCCGGUGGUGGAAGAGCCACCAGUGCCGGUCGAGCCAGAGGAAGUUUCAAUAUGGGGGAUUCCGUUGUUAGCAGAUGAAAGAAGUGACGUUAUUUUACUAAAAUUCCUCAGGGCACGUGACUUCAAAGUGAAAGAAGCUUUUGCAAUGCUAAAAAGCGUGGUGACGUGGCGCAAAGAAUUCGGAAUUGAAGAAUUGUUGACCGAAGAUUUAGGAACAGAACAAGAAAAAGUUGUGUAUAUGCAUGGAACAGACAAAGAAGGUCAUCCUGUUUGUUACAAUGCAUAUAGUGAAUAUGGAAAUAAAGAGUUAUAUAAUGAGACUUUUUCAACUGAAGAGAAAAGGACUAAGUAUAUAAAAUGGAGGAUUCAGUUUCUUGAAAAGUGUAUCAGGAAACUUGAUUUUAGUCCUGAUGGAAUUUGCACAAUUGUGCAAGUUAUUGAUUUUAAAAACUCUCCUGGACCUUUUCAGUGGGAGUUGAGACAAGUUACUAAACAAGCUUUGCAGUUGUUUCAGGAUAAUUAUCCUGAAUUUGUUGCUAAACAGGUGUUUAUCAAUGUUCCAUUCCUGUACUUGGCUUUCUACAAGGUUGUGAAUCCUUUUUUUACCCAAAGGACCAAGAGUAAGUUUGUGUUUGCUGGUCCUUCAAAGACUGCUGAAACACUUUUCAAAUACAUAGCACCAGAGUUGGUUCCAGUUCAAUAUGGUGGGCUUAGCAGGGAAGGAGAACAAGAAUUUACAUCUAGUGACUCUGUCACAGAAGAGAUUAUUAAACCUGCUUCCAAACACUGUGUUGAGUUUGCUGCUCCUGAGACUUGCACAUUGGUAUGGGAAGCUAGAGUGGUGGACUAUGGAAUCACAUACGUAGCCGAGUUUGUGCCUGCAGCUGAAGACGGCUACACCGUGAUCAUUCAAAAGUCACGAAAGAUUUCAGCCACGACCGAUGAGCCAGUGUUAUGCGGAUCAUUUAAAUGCGGUGAACCAGGCAAAGUGGUCUUGACCUUUGACAACCAAACCUCAAAGAAGAAGAAAGUCCUAUACAGGAGCAAGACCAAAGUGUCAUCUGAUUAAGCACUGAAAGACAAAGGAAGGAUCAAAAAAUGGCUGGCUGUUUGUUUAAAUUACCAAAAUAGGUUUCAUUUUUGUUGGGUCAUUGUUAUUAUUUCUAUUAAAUUUUUUAUUCAUGGAUUUAUAUUUAUCUUUGGGGAUUUGAGGAAUCUUUUUUACAUGGGAUUCUUUUUUGGGAUUUGUCUGUUUGGGUGUGUGAUUACUUUGCUUUAUACAAAUACUCUAUGUGCAUUGUUGGACUUUUGGACCAAGGAAAGUAAAGUAAACAUUUGAAAAUUUUUGUA